Molecule: messenger RNA, 429 nt
Organism: Knipowitschia caucasica
Lineage: Eukaryota; Metazoa; Chordata; Actinopteri; Gobiiformes; Gobiidae
Source: the annotation of a GenBank genome assembly
AUGGAGUCUGUCUCAUUUCAACUGAACAAGCACAAGCCGUGGAUCGAGACUUCGUACCACGGCGUGAUCACGGAGAACACGGAGGUGGUGCUGCUGGACCCCCCGCUGGUCGCUCUGGACAAGGACGCACCCGUACCAUACGCAGCUCCCACUGUUGUCGUUGUGUCCCUGGGCAAGACACUUUACCCCACUUUGCCUUUAUCCUCCUCACCCUCUCUUCCUCCUCCUCUCCUCCUGCCCUCCUUGCACCCUCUCUUCCUCCUCCUCUCCUCCUGCCCUCCUUGCACCCUCUCUUCCCCCUCCUCUCCUCCUCACCCUCUCUUCCUCCUCUGCUCCUCCACCUCCCUGUCGGUUGGUCAUUACCUGCCCUCCCUGAGGCCAUGCCACUGCAGCAUCACAUUUGACUCCAGAGAAAAGAGAGUUGUGUAA